Molecule: messenger RNA, 2839 nt
Organism: Labeo rohita (rohu)
Lineage: Eukaryota; Metazoa; Chordata; Actinopteri; Cypriniformes; Cyprinidae
Product: gastrula zinc finger protein XlCGF8.2DB-like
Exons: 3
Coding region: 127-993 (288 amino acids)
Source: RefSeq, a predicted model, not a curated record
CGUCUUGAAGUCGCGCCGCGCUCCUGCAUCCGUGGUUCAUCUGAAGAAAGGACAAAGUGUCCAAACACACACACACACAAACUCCUGAUGAAGCAGCUGAGAUCCAGGUGACACACUGUUAUAAAGAUGGCGUUUAUUAAAGAGGAGAGUGAAGACGUGGAGAUUGAAGAAACAUUCAGAGUCAAACAUGAAGAUACUGAGGAACAAACAGGUCUAAUGGCACUGAAAGAGGAAAAACAAGACCUGAAUGAAACAGAAGAGAAAGAUCAGAAUGAGAAACAUGAUUUCAAAACUGAAGAAAAAUUGAUGAGUUGCACACAGACUGAAAAGACUUUCUCGCCAAGAGAAGCUCAAACAACACAAACUGCAAACCUUAGUUCCCACAUGAGAAUUCAUACUGGAGAGAAACCUUACAACUGCCUUCAGUGUGGACAAAGCCUUGAUGCCCACAUGAAAAUUCACUUUAAAAAGAAAUCAUUAAUGUCCAUCAUAUGUCCUCAGUGUGGAAAGAGUUUUACACAGAAAAAUCACCUUAAUGUCCACAUGAUCGUUCACACUGGAGAGAGACCUUACACCUGCCCUCAGUGUGGAAAGAGUUUCACGAUUAAAGGAAACCUUAAGACUCACAUUAGAACUCACACAGGAGAGAAACCUUAUACUUGCAAUCUGUGUGGGAAGGGUUUCUCAUUAAAUAAUGGUCUUAAGAGUCACUUGAGAACUCACACUGGAGAGAAGCCAUUUGUAUGUGAUCAGUGUGGAAAGAGUUUUACAGAGAAAAGGCUCCGUAAUGCCCACAUGAGGAUUCACACUGGACUGAGUCCUUUCACCUGCGAACAGUGUGGGAAAGGCUUUGCACGAAAACAAAAUUGGAUUACUCACAUGAGGAUUCACACAGGAGAGAACCUGUUCACAUGUGAUCAGUGUGGAAAGAGUUUCACAUGUAAAGACAACCUUAAAAAGCACAUGAAGAUUCACUUGAGAGAAAAAAUGUAAAUGUCAUCAGUGCAAAAGGAGUUUCAAGGACAGAAAUCACCUUCAGGAUGAUGUUAAAUUUCACAUCGGAGAAACACCUUUCAAGUGCCAUUGCUGUGAAAAAAGUUUCACAUCCAAUGCAAACCUUAAGAUUCACAUGAGAGUUCACACUGGAGAGAAACUGUACUGAAGUGCCUUCAGUGUGAGACGGGUUUCACAUGUCAAAGCAGUAUGAAAUGUAUUAAAAAAAAUGCCAUUUUCCUCAGAGUGACAAGAGGUUUUAGAAGAAGGAGUGAUUUCUACAAUGACCUGUGCAUUCAUUCUAAAGGAUAAUUCAGUUGUAGUCAGUGUAAGAAAAACCUUUUAUGCAUUCACACUUAACGUGAAAAUUCAAAUGUGAGACCAUGUGUGUGUUCUUUGUUAUUGAGUAUGACAAGAAAAUUGUCUGCAUGACACCUUGACUACUUUUACUUGCAUCCUUCAUCUCUUUGUUCUUCACUGUAAGGCUUUGAUUUUUUUUAUUUAUUAUUAUUAUUUUUUUUGCAUAUGUACUCUUUUGGCCAUACCUGAGCUUUUGCAGUAAAUUCCCUAAAAUUUUGACUAUGUUAGGUGAUUCUUGGCCAUUCAUGAUCUUGGCCCAUCAUGACUGAGUGUUCAGCAUCUGCAAGAAGCACUUGCGGACCUAUGUCUGCAUUGUAGUUUGCUGCCUAUCCUGGAGAGAAAGUUGCAUAUAGCAGGACUGGAUCAGAUUAUUUUUCACAUGCAUCUUCUUACAUAUGCAAAUAUCUUGUCUGUAUUUUUGCUUGGGAGAUUUUGGUUUUAUUCAGGAGAUGGGUAACUACCAUAACUAGAACCCGGAAGCAUCUCAUAAAUCACAGAACACAUAAAGCAUCUCAUAAAUAACAGAAAAUGUUGUGACUGGCAGGGAAAAUGUUAAAUGUAAAAUGUUUAAAAAAAGAAAAAGAAAAGAAAUAGUAGAUCAAAUUAGUGCAGAAUCAACUCUGUGUUGCUAAGUAUAUAUUUUAAAUGUUUUUUUUUUUAUAAAGAAACCCUAAUAUGUAGUUUUAUAGGAUAUAUGUGUAAAAAAAAAAAAAUAUUUGGCAGCACAACUGUUGAUAUUAUCCAACAUUGAUCAUUCAAAUAAUAAAUCUGCAUAUUAGAAUGAUUUCUGAAGGAUCAUGUGACACUUAAGACUGGAGUAACAGCUGAUUAAAAAUUCAGCAUUUAAUCACAGGAAUAAAUUCUAUUUUAAAGUAUGUUAAAAUAAAAAAAAUUAUUAUAUAUUGUAAAAACAUUUUGCAAUAUUACAGUUUUUUUCUAUAUUUUUAAUCAAAUGCAGCCUUGAUGAGCAUAAGAGACUUCUUUAAAGACUAUUACAAGUCUUACUGACCACAAACUUUUGAACGGUAGUGUAUAUAUAGUGUGUAUAUAGUAGUAUAUAUAUAUAUAAUUGUCAUUUGAUUGGCAUUUGUAUAUCAGUGUGUUUUGGGGUAAUGUAAUGAAAAAGUAAUAACAAAAAAGCUGUAAUAAUGAGAAUACUGUUUGCAACAUUUUCAUAAUGUCAUUGUGUUUUGUGUGCGGAGGUCGUCCGUGAGGGGCUGCCGCUUUACUUUUGUGUUUAUUUUAUUAUUAAAGUGUUUAAGUGUUUGCUGGUUCCCACCUCCUCCUUCCCAUUCUACGAACUACAGUCAUUUUUCAUAGUAAUAUGUAUGUAUAAUUUUGUAUAGUUAUUUAUGUCUCUUUAAAAUGCCUGAUAAGCAUGCUGUAAGUCCUGCUGUACUUUACAGGUGAUGUAUGAAACUGAUGCAUGUGUCAGUCUUUCAUAAAAGUGAUAUUCUGCUUUGAACCCUCAUUAAAGUUGUGUUGA